This is a messenger RNA of Euleptes europaea (tarantolino), 1537 nucleotides long. It is a transcript of the gene CCDC47, whose product is annotated as coiled-coil domain containing 47. NCBI's taxonomy places the organism in Eukaryota, Metazoa, Chordata, Lepidosauria, Squamata, Sphaerodactylidae. The record is from RefSeq and is a predicted model, not a curated record. Gene Ontology annotation, cellular component: endoplasmic reticulum. Gene Ontology annotation, biological process: endoplasmic reticulum calcium ion homeostasis. The transcript has 12 exons. The coding region runs from base 4 to 1449 and encodes 481 amino acids. Gene Ontology annotation, molecular function: calcium ion binding.
AAAAUGAGAACUGUAAGCUUCUUGCUGGCUGCUCUCUUCAUCCCGUGGGGUCUUUCUCUGGCAAAGUUUGAUGAAUUUGACGAUGGUGAUGACAUCGUGGAAUACGAUGACAAUGACUUUGCUGAAUUCGAAGAUGUGACUGAAGAUGCUGCAACAGAAUCUCCCCAGCGGAUUGUCACAACGGAAGACGAUGAGGAGGAGGCCACCAUUGAGCUUGAAGGUCAAGAUGAAAGUCUUGACUUUGAGGAUGCGGAUGCACAGGAAGGUGAUACGGAGAGUGAGCCAUAUGACGAUGAAGAGUUCGAAGGUUACGAAGAGAAACCCGAUGGCUCUCCUGGCAAAAGUGACGACCUUAUAAAAAUUGUUAAUGUCCCUGCUCACCUCCAAAACAGCUGGGAGAGUUACUACAUGGAGAUCCUGAUGGUGACCGGCCUCCUUGCCUACAUCAUGAACUACAUCAUUGGGAAAAACAAGAACAACCGUCUGGCUCAAGCCUGGUUCAGUUCUCACCGGGAGCUGCUGGAGAGUAAUUUUGCCCUUGUUGGGGACGAUGGCACGAACAAAGAUGCCACAAGCACCGGCAAGCUGAACCAAGAGAACGAGCACAUCUACAACCUGUGGUGCUCUGGCCGGGUGUGCUGUGAGGGCAUGCUUAUCCAGCUGAAGUUUCUCAAGAGGCAGGACCUGCUGAACGUGCUCGCUCGCAUGAUGAGGCCAACCUGUGAUCAAGUGCAAAUAAAAGUGACAAUCAACGAUGAAGACAUGGAUACCUACGUGUUUGCUGUUGGGACGAGGAAAGCCCUGGUGCGGCUUCAGAAGGAGAUGCAGGACUUGAGUGAGUUCUGCAGUGAUAAACCCAAGACUGGGGCGAAGUAUGGACUCCCAGAGUCGUUGGCUAUCCUGUCGGAGAUGGGUGAGGUCACAGAGGGAAUGAUGGAUACUAAGAUGAUCCAUUUCCUCACGCAUUACGCUGACAAGAUCGAGUCCGUCCAUUUUUCGGACCAGUUUUCCGGUCCAAAACUUAUGCAAGAGGAGGGUCAGCCUUUGAAACUGCCUGAAACUAAGAAGACACUAUUGUUUACUUUUAACGUGCCUGGAUCAGGCAACACGUCCCCAAAAGAUAUGGAGGCUCUGCUGCCUCUGAUGAACAUGGUUAUUUAUUCCAUUGACAAAGCAAAAAAGUUUCGUCUGAACAGAGAGGGUAAACAAAAAGCAGAUAAGAACAGGGCGCGUGUAGAAGAGAAUUUUCUGAAACUCACCCACGUGCAAAGGCAAGAGGCUGCUCAGACCCGCCGGGAGGAGAAGAAGCGGGCCGAGAAAGAGAGGAUCAUGAACGAGGAGGAUCCAGAGAAGCAGCGCCGUCUGGAGGAGGCUGCUUUGCGGCGGGAGCAGAAGAAGCUCGAGAAGAAGCAAAUGAAGAUGAAGCAAAUCAAAGUGAAAGCCAUGUAGAGAAAAGCGAAAGCUGCAGGAAACCCUUUUCUUAGUGCCAACUGUAGAAUUUCAAUUUGCUACCUACAAAUGAGCUAAUUAUGUUCCU